Messenger RNA from Callithrix jacchus (white-tufted-ear marmoset), 1756 nucleotides. RefSeq names its product solute carrier family 67 member 1 (gene SLC67A1). NCBI's taxonomy places the organism in Eukaryota, Metazoa, Chordata, Mammalia, Primates, Cebidae. Gene Ontology annotation, biological process: transmembrane transport. Gene Ontology annotation, cellular component: nuclear envelope. The record is from RefSeq and is a predicted model, not a curated record. Gene Ontology annotation, molecular function: transmembrane transporter activity.
CCUCCGCGAGGGCGGGGCCGGGGCUCUAUGCGGAAGGACCGGUGCCCAGGUCAGCAGGAGAGCUCACCCCACCGGCACCCGUGCCCAAGCCCACCCCUGCGAAGGCAGGCAAGGCUGCGGGGGUGCUGCCUGGGACCCAGUGACUCAGCACCCCCGCCCAGAUCAACUGGACUUUUGGCCCCUGCUCCGCCAGCCUCCUGCUUGGAUCUCUCCUGGGUCUUACUGCGGCACCUGCCCAGGAUGCAGGGAGCUUGGGCUCCCAGGGACCAGGGCCAGUCCCACAGCAGGAUGGGCGCUCUGGACCGGCCCUUGGUCAUCCUGCUCACCUAUGUGCUGGCCACCAUCGAGUUUACCUGCCUCUUCAUGCAGUUCUCCAUUGUACCAGCCUCCCAAAGUGCUGGGAUUACAGGCGUGAGCCACCGCGCCCGGCCGAUCUCAAGCUUUUUCAUGAAGGAGAGAGAAGGCAGUUUUACCUCAGCAUCUCCGUUGCCACGUGCGGAAACAUUUCAUCGGCAAAGUCACGCUAGUUUGCGGUACCAUUCAGCGGCCUGGAGCACAGUGUGUGGCUCUGACGCUUACCUGUCUCGGAAACUGGGCCUGGAUUCCAUUGCCUUCGGCUACCUGCAAACCAUCUUCGGGGUGCUGCAGCUGCUGUGUGGGCCGGUGUUUGGCAGGUUCGCAGACCAGCGUGGGGCACGGGCAGCGCUCACCCUCUCCUUCUUGGCGGCCUUGGCACUCUACCUGCUCCUGGUGGCCGCCUCCAGCCCAGCCCUGCCUGGGGUCUACCUGCUCUUCGCCUCCCGCCUGCCUGGGGCACUCAUGCACACGAUGCCAGCCGCCCAGAUGGUCAUCACCGACCUGCUGGCACCCGAGGAACGGCCUGCGGCCCUGGGCCGGCUGGGCCUCUGCUUCGGAGGCGGCGUCAUCCUCGGCUCCCUGCUGGGUGGGACCCUGAUCUCUGCGUAUGGGAUUCAGUGCCCAGCCAUCCUGGCUGCCGUGGCCACCCUCCUGGGAGCUGUCCUCAGCUUCACCUGCAUCCCCACCAGCACCAAAGGGGCCAGAACAGAUGCCCAGGCUCCACCACCAGGCAGCCCCUGGGCCAGUGUGUUUGACCUGAAGGCCAUUGCCAGCCUGCUGCGGCUGCCAGACGUCCCAAGGAUCUUCCUGGUCAAGGUGGCCUCCAAUUUCCCCUCAGGGCUCUUCAUGAUCAUGUUCUCCAUCAUCUCCAUGGACUUCUUCCGGCUGGAGGCUGCCCAGACUGGCUACCUCAUGUCCUUCUUCGGGCUCCUCCAGAUGGUGACCCAGGGCCUCGUCAUCGGGUGGCUGAGCAGCCACUUCUCAGAGGAGGCGCUGCUCCGCGCCAGUGUGCUGGUCUUCAUCGUGGUGGGCCUGGCCAUGGCCUCGAUGUCCAGCGUCUUCCACUUCUGCCUCCUGGUGCCCGGCCUGGUGUUGAGCCUCUGUACACUCAACGUGGUCACCGACAGCAUGCUGACCAAGGCCGUCUCCAGCUCGGACACAGGGACCAUGCUGGGCCUCUGCGCCUCUGUGCAGCCACUGCUCCGAACCCUGGGACCCACACUCGGUGGCCUCCUGUACCGCAGCUUUGGCGUCCCCAUCUUUGGCCACGUGCAGAUUGCAGUCAAUGUCCUUGUCCUCCUGCUCCUCUGGAGAAAGCCUGUGCCCCAGAGGAAGGACAAAGUCCGGUGACCGCUGCCCAGACACAGACUGGCAAUAAACUCUUAAUAAAUCCCUCCGA